AUCAUGUACAAAAUGAAGAAAACUAUGCACAAGUUCUUGAUAAGUUUGGGAGUAAUUUUUUAAGUCGAGACAACCCUGACCUUGGCACCGCUUUUGUCAAGUUUUCUACUCUUACGAAGGAACUGUCCACACUGCUGAAAAAUCUGCUCCAGGGUCUGAGCCACAAUGUGAUCUUCACUUUGGAUUCCUUGUUAAAAGGAGACCUAAAAGGAGUCAAAGGAGAUCUCAAGAAGCCAUUUGACAAAGCCUGGAAAGAUUAUGAGACAAAGUUUACAAAGAUCGAGAAGGAGAAAAGAGAGCAUGCAAAACAGCACGGGAUGAUCCGCACAGAGAUUACAGGAGCUGAGAUCGCGGAAGAAAUGGAAAAGGAAAGGCGCCUCUUUCAGCUCCAAAUGUGUGAAUAUCUCAUUAAGGUUAAUGAAAUCAAGACCAAAAAGGGUGUGGAUCUACUGCAGAAUCUUAUAAAGUAUUAUCAUGCACAGUGCAAUUUCUUUCAAGAUGGCUUGAAAACGGCUGAUAAAUUGAAACAAUACAUUGAAAAACUGGCUGCUGAUUUAUAUAAUUCUAACAGGCAACCAGCUAAGUUGAACCUUCUCACCUGCCAGGUGAAACCAAAUGCCGAAGACAAGAAGUCUUUUGACCUGAUAUCACAUAAUAGGACGUAUCACUUUCAGGCAGAAGAUGAGCAGGAUUAUGUAGCAUGGAUAUCAGUAUUGACGAAUAGCAAAGAAGAGGCCCUAACCAUGGCCUUCCGUGGAGAGCAGAGCACGGGAGAGAACAGCUUGGAAGAUCUGACAAAAGCCAUUAUUGAAGAUGUCCAGAGGCUCCCAGGCAAUGAUGUCUGCUGUGACUGUGGCUCAUCAGAACCUACCUGGCUUUCAACCAACUUGGGUAUUUUGACUUGUAUAGAGUGUUCUGGCAUCCAUAGGGAAAUGGGGGUUCAUAUUUCUCGCAUUCAAUCUUUGGAACUAGACAAAUUAGGAACUUCUGAACUCUUGCUGGCCAAGAAUGUAGGAAACAAUAGUUUUAAUGAUAUUAUGGAAGCAAAUUUACCCAGCCCCUCGCCAAAACCCACCCCUUCAAGUGAUAUGACUGUACGGAAAGAAUAUAUCACUGCAAAGUAUGUAGAUCAUAGGUUUUCAAGGAAGACCUGUUCUACUUCCUCAGCUAAACUGAAUGAAUUGCUUGAGGCCAUCAAAUCCAGGGAUUUACUUGCACUAAUUCAAGUCUAUGCAGAGGGAGUAGAGCUAAUGGAACCACUACUGGAACCCGGACAGGAGCUUGGGGAGACAGCCCUUCAUCUUGCAGUCCGAACUGCAGACCAGACAUCUCUCCAUUUGGUUGACUUCCUUGUACAAAACUGUGGGAACCUGGAUAAGCAGACAGCCCUGGGAAAUACGGUUCUACACUACUGUAGUAUGUAUGGUAAACCUGAGUGUUUGAAGCUUCUUCUCAGGAGCAAGCCCACUGUGGAUAUUGUUAACCAGGCUGGAGAAACUGCCCUGGACAUAGCAAAGAGACUAAAAGCUACCCAGUGUGAAGAUCUGCUUUCCCAAGCUAAAUCUGGAAAGUUCAAUCCUCAUGUCCAUGUCGAGUAUGAAUGGAAUCUUCGACAGGAGGAGAUGGAUGAAAGUGACGAUGAUCUAGAUGACAAACCGAGCCCGAUCAAGAAAGAGCGUUCACCCAGACCUCAAAGCUUCUGCCACUCCUCCAGCAUCUCCCCCCAGGACAAGCUGGCACUGCCAGGAUUCAGCACUCCAAGGGACAAACAGCGGCUCUCCUACGGAGCCUUCACCAACCAGAUCUUCGUCUCCACAAGCACAGACUCACCCACGUCACCAACCGCAGAGGCUCCCCCUCUGCCUCCUAGAAACGCCGGGAAAGGUCCAACUGGCCCACCUUCAACACUCCCUCUAAGCACCCAGACCUCUAGUGGCAGCUCCACCCUAUCCAAGAAGAGGCCUCCUCCCCCACCACCCGGACACAAGAGAACCCUAUCCGACCCUCCCAGCCCACUACCUCAUGGGCCCCCAAACAAAGGCGCAGUUCCUUGGGGUAACGAUGUGGGUCCAUCUUCAAGUAAGACCGCAAACAAGUUUGAGGGACUGUCUCAGCAGUCAAGCACCAGUUCUGCAAAGACUGCCCUUGGCCCGAGAGUUCUUCCUAAACUACCUCAGAAAGUGGCACUAAGGAAAACAGAAACCAGCCAUCAUCUCUCCCUAGACAAAGCCAAUGUCCCGCCUGAAAUCUUCCAGAAAUCGUCACAGUUGGCAGAGUUACCACAGAAGCCACCACCUGGAGACCUGCCCCCGAAGCCCACAGAACUGGCUCCCAAACCCCAAAUUGGAGAUUUGCCACCUAAGCCAGGAGAACUGCCCCCCAAGCCACAGCUGGGCGACCUUCCACCCAAACCCCAGCUCUCAGACUUACCUCCCAAACCACAGAUGAAGGACCUGCCCCCCAAACCACAAUUGGGAGACCUGCUGGCAAAAUCCCAGACUGGAGAUGUCUCACCCAAGGCUCAGCAGCCCUCUGAGGUCACGCCGAAGUCACACCCAGUGGAUCUCUCCCUAAAUGUGCAGUCCAGAGAUGCCAUCCAAAAGCAAGCAUCUGAAGACUCCAAUGACCUCACACCUACUCUGCCAGAGACGCCUGUACCACUGCCCAGAAAAAUCAAUACGGGGAAAAACAAAGUGAGGCGAGUGAAGACCAUUUAUGACUGCCAGGCAGACAACGAUGACGAGCUCACAUUCAUCGAGGGAGAAGUGAUUGUCGUCACGGGGGAAGAGGACCAGGAGUGGUGGAUUGGGCACAUUGAAGGACAGCCUGAAAGGAAGGGAGUCUUUCCAGUGUCCUUUGUUCACAUCCUGUCCGACUAGCAAAAAGCAGAACUUCAAGAUUGUCCACAUCCUUCAUGCCAGACUGCUGCCUCCAUGUAAUCCUGUGCACAAUGUGUAAAUAGCUGCUGUUACAGAAUAAGAAACUCAUGGAAGGGCCACCUCAGGAGGGAAUAUAGUAUGUAUUGUAAAUAUCCUGUGUCUUCUGCCUUCGCCAGUAUUAGGGUAGCCUUGGGACCCGGCGCGCCUUACUGGUUUGCCAAAGCCAUCCUUGGCGUCUAGCACUUAAAUCUCUCUAUCUAUGCUGUUUCACAAGCAAACAAACAAAAAAGUAUAGGAACUGCUGGCUUUGCAAAUAGAAGUGGUCUCCAGCAACCGUUGAAAGGCAUAGAAUUGACUCUCUGUUCCUAACAAUGCAGUAUUCUCAAUUGUGUUACUGAAAAUGCAACAUUAGCAAAGAGGUGGGUUCUGUUUUCCAGGUGAAACUUUUAGCUCCAUGACAGACCAGCCUGUAGUUAUCUGUGUACACAGUUUACAGCUACAAAAACCUACUUUGGUAUUUAUUACAGAAGAGUGCUCUGUUAAAUGUAAGUGUUAUUCCUUCAGCAAAAUAUUCACUGACCCAAAACUCUUUGUGGCAUUUUACAAUGCACACAGCCUCAUGCAAGUUUAGACAGACAAGUGGAUUCAUACUGUCUUAAUGAUGGUGAGUGCCCACCCCUGAGAUAUUACCUCAUUAUGCAAAAAUAACAUAUCCUUCAUGACUAUUUUGACAAAAGUUUAAAACAUGUCUGAUGAAGUUCAAUGUUCAGGAACCAAGGACUGCCAGAAAAUAUUAGCCUCUACAUUAUGCAUGCAUUUAGAAGCUUACCUGAAAUCUGCCUUUUAUAAAGGAAUAGUAUGGAUAAGUGGAACUGUACAUUUUUUAGACUUGAUUGCCAUUAAAGCAGAAAUUAUAAGGUUGCAACAAUAUUUGUUUCUAGUCAUUUGGCUUUCUCAAGAGUAUGGAUUUACAUAUCGUAUCAUGAAUCAGCAUCCCUCAAAUGCGUUGAAGCAUCUAAUGCAUCAAUUUUAAAUUAUUUUCUUAGUUUUCUUCUUGGAUAAAUUUAAACUUUUAAAAGAUUAUUCAAGAUGAAUUUAAGUCAGCCCUUCACACAGUUUCCCUACUGUAGAAUCCAGGUGCUGAAACCAAGCUUUUCUUUUUCCAUGCUCUUUAGUAAACCCCAGUUAUAGAUAAGUUUUCCCAUCUUAAGUUCUGUUCAAUAGACACGUCACCUUCAAGUCAAUUCAUAACCAAGUUUUUGAACGCUGCUAUGAAUUGCACUGUGAAAAGCACUCUCUCUCUCCCUCUCAUUUUUCUUUUCAUCCCAGCCGCGUUUAUCAGAUCAUUAAGAACAUUGUGAGUAUUUCAGUCUUUUACACAGUCUGAAUUCUGGAAAAGAAUACAAUGGUUGUACUCCACAGCCAGUGGAACUGUCUGAUUCCGAGGCUCAUGUGUCGUUCUGGCAUGACAUUUGCUUAAAUUGCUAUUUUGGCAACAGCACAGAAAACUAAUAUUUUUAAGCAGAGAAUCUUGGCAAUGAGUGAGAAAUGUUAACUUCACAGAAGCACAACUCCCAACCAAACCCUUAGGAAAAGCCCUCUUUCAUAGAGUCACAGUGCUCAGUGAAUAUUAAUUUAGUUCUGCUUAAGUGGUUACUAUGAAAACUUUGAAUAGCCACCUAAUAAAUAAACCUUGCAUGACAAACCUGCAAAAUAUUUUAUCAGCUGUUAUUGGAAAGUGAUUUUAAGCAAUUGUUUCCUCAGUAUCAGGGCACAUGUGAAUUCCCACACCAAACCGAGGGCAGGAGGAACCAGUCGACUGCUGGUGUGUGGCUGGCGGCUUUACCAGCCUCAGUGUUGAAGCCACACUGGGGUCAGAACAGAAGUCGUCAUCUGAGGUUGCUCAGUGUCCCGUUUCUUUCAUUUACACGUUUUAAGUUGCAUUAAAGAGCUAUUCGUUUUUGUGGCCUAGACUAUUUUCAACUGAUCUCAAAAUAAACUGUUUUUUU
Molecule: messenger RNA, 4888 nt
Organism: Propithecus coquereli (Coquerel's sifaka)
Lineage: Eukaryota; Metazoa; Chordata; Mammalia; Primates; Indriidae
Gene: ASAP1
Product: ArfGAP with SH3 domain, ankyrin repeat and PH domain 1
Exons: 23
Biological process (GO): positive regulation of GTPase activity
Cellular component (GO): cytoplasm
Molecular function (GO): GTPase activator activity; protein binding
Source: RefSeq, a predicted model, not a curated record